Thlaspi arvense is the source of this 1098-nucleotide messenger RNA. Lineage: Eukaryota; Viridiplantae; Streptophyta; Magnoliopsida; Brassicales; Brassicaceae. The record is from the annotation of a GenBank genome assembly.
AUGUGUCAAUCUAUCGCCGACAUAGUUUUCUUCUCCCUUUCUCUUCUCUUUGUUUUCGUCUCUGUUUCGAUUUACGAGAACGACGGCGAGGAUCUAUUGAUCCGGCAAGUGUUUAAUGGAUCAGAGCCGGGAGUUUUGACAUCAGAGGAUCACUUCUCUCUGUUCAAGAGGAAAUUCGGUAAAGUUUACGGUUCUCUCGAGGAGCAUUACCACAGAUUCUCCGUUUUCAAAGCGAAUCUCCGGCGAGCGAUGCGUCACCAGAGGAUGGAUCCUUCGGCUCGCCAUGGCGUUACGCAGUUUUCGGAUCUGACUCCUUCCGAGUUUUGGAGAAUGCAUAUGGGGGUUAAAGGCGGGUUUAAGCUUCCCAAGGAUGCUAAUCAAGCCCCGAUCCUCCCUACCCAGAAUCUCCAAGAGGAUUUCGAUUGGAGAGAUCACGGCGCAGUGACCCCCGUCAAAAAUCAGGAAUCUUGUGGAUCAUGCUGGAGUUUCAGCACUACAGGUGCGCUUGAAGGUGCUCACUUCCUCGCAACUGGCAAACUCGUCAGCCUCAGUGAGCAACAGCUCGUCGAUUGUGAUCACGAGUGUGAUUCAGAGCAGGAAGGUUCAUGCGACUCUGGUUGCAACGGUGGGCUAAUGAACAGCGCCUUUGAGUACACGCUCAAAACCGGAGGGCUCAUGCGAGAGGAAGACUAUCCUUACACCGGCACUGAUGGUGGGACCUGCAAGUUAGACAAGUCUAGGAUCGUGGCCUCUAUCUCCAACUUCAGCGUUGUCUCCAUCUACGAGGACCAGAUCGCUGCAAACCUUGUCAAAAACAGUCCUCUAGCUGUCGCAAUCAACGCGGCUUACAUGCAAACCUACAUGGGAGGAGUGUCGUGCCCUUACAUAUGCUCGAGGCGGCUCAACCACGGUGUGUUGCUGGUGGGUUAUGGCUUGGCCGGGUUUGCUCACGCGAGGUUGAAGGAAAAGCCGUAUUGGAUCAUCAAAAACUCAUGGGGAGAAACUUGGGGCAAGAGUGGUUUUUAUAAGAUUUGCAAAGGCCGUAACAUUUGCGGCGUUGACAGUUUGGUCUCCACCGUCGCUGCUGCCUCCGUCUAA